Messenger RNA from Nicotiana attenuata, 3154 nucleotides. Its product is annotated as calcium permeable stress-gated cation channel 1-like. The transcript is spliced from 12 exons. Gene Ontology annotation, molecular function: calcium-activated cation channel activity. The record is from RefSeq and is a predicted model, not a curated record. The coding region runs from base 465 to 2768 and encodes 767 amino acids. Gene Ontology annotation, cellular component: plasma membrane. Lineage: Eukaryota; Viridiplantae; Streptophyta; Magnoliopsida; Solanales; Solanaceae.
GAAGAUCGAUUUGCUUUCCACAGAAAAAAACGUUAACAUCACGCCCCUUCAAAAGUGUCACUGUGUUGUAAAAUACAUUUGCUUUCAUCUUCUAUUCUAAUCCCAACACAGUACUUGCAUUUUCUGGGCAAAUAAAGCUUCAAUUUUCCUUCCAUAUUUUUCCAAAUCAUAGUGUAAAAAGUUCCUUACAUAUUAUCCAGAACAGUGCAAGAAAAUAUCUAUAUCACAAUAUAUUUUCUCUAGAGUGUAUAAAUUUUCAUAUUAUCAAAAAUAGUGCGAGAAAAGCUGCAUUAGAUAAUUGUGGCUUGGUGGGUUUUAGUUUUAUUUUGAGAAUUAUUUGGCUUGGAAUUUAGUUAAAGUAGGAGAAAGAAAGUGAAAAAGGCCAUUUCUUUUGGCUUUGAUGGAGCUCUGAAGUAAUUCUUACUCUCUCAGAUCAGCAACUGUUACAACUCAGAGAAUACUAGAUGGCGACGCUUCAAGAUAUAGGCCUUUCAGCAGCAAUAAAUAUUAUAUCUGCAUUGAUUUUUCUUGUGGCAUUUGCAAUUCUGCGGCUCCAACCAUUCAAUGACAGAGUUUAUUUCCCCAAAUGGUAUCUUAAGGGAUUAAGGCACAGCCCAACCCACUCUGGGGCAUUUGUCACCAAAUUUGUUAAUGUUGAUUGGAGGGCGUAUAUAAGGUUCCUGAACUGGAUACCAGAUGCACUAAAAAUGCCUGAACCUGAGCUUAUUGACCAUGCGGGGUUGGACUCUGCUGUUUAUUUGCGGAUAUACUUGCUAGGGCUGAAAAUCUUUGUUCCUAUAACAUUGCUUGCAUGGGCUAUCCUGGUACCUGUAAAUUGGACAAAUAACACUCUGGCAAAGUCCAACUUUACUUACAGUGACAUUGAUAAGCUUUCUAUUUCAAACAUUCCACUUGGAUCACUCAGGUUUUGGACUCAUAUUGUUAUGGCCUAUGCCUUCACAUUCUGGACCUGCUAUGUCUUACAAACGGAGUAUGCAAAAGUUGCAGCCAUGAGGUUGCAGUUUGUCGCCUCUGAAAAACGUCGCCCUGAUCAAUAUACGGUCCUUGUUAGGAAUGUUCCGCCUGAUGCCGAUGAAUCAGUUAGUGAAUGUGUGGAGCACUUUUUCCUGGUUAACCAUCAAGAUCAUUAUCUCAUGCAUCAGGGUGUUUAUGAUGCCAAUAAACUAGCAAAACUGGUGAAGGAGAAGAAGAGUAAGCAAAAUUGGCUCGACUAUUACCAGCUUAAGUACUCUAGAGAUCAGUCAAAACGGCCUAUGAUGAAGACUGGUUUCCUUGGCUGCUUUGGAGAAAAAGUAGAUGCAAUUGACCAUCAGACUGCUGAAAUUGAAAGAUUGUCAGAAGAGAUAGCUGAAGAGAGACAAAGGGUGAGAAAGGACCCAAAAUCUAUCAUGCCUGCGGCAUUUGUCUCCUUCAAAACGCGGUGGGGUGCCGCUGUUUGUGCACAAACACAGCAAUCCAGAAAUCCAACCAUGUGGUUAACAGAAUGGGCUCCAGAGCCACGUGAUGUAUUUUGGAACAACCUGGCGAUUCCCUAUGUUUCUUUGACAAUUAGGAGGCUCAUAAUUGCUGUUGUCUUCUUUUUUCUGACAUUCUUCUUCAUGAUCCCAAUUGCAUUUGUCCAAACCCUUGCCAGCAUUGAGGGGAUUAGGAAGAAAGCACCAUUCCUAAAAGUUAUCAUUGACGUACCUUUCAUCAAGUCAUUCAUCCAAGGAUUUCUACCUGGGAUUGCUUUGAAGAUCUUCCUCAUAUUUCUGCCGACUAUAUUGAUGAUUAUGUCCAAAUUUGAGGGCUGGCUAAGCAUAUCAGCUCUAGAGAGGAAGUCUGCAUCUAAAUACUACAUCUUCACUAUUGUGAAUGUGUUCCUCGGGAACAUAAUUGCAGGAGCUGCAUUCGAACAACUAAAUUCCUUUCUCAAUCAGUCAGCAAACCAAAUUCCUAAAACAAUUGGUGUCGCAGUCCCUAUGAAAGCAUCUUUCUUCAUAACCUACAUAAUGGUUGAUGGUUGGGCUGGUAUUGCUGGAGAGAUCCUAAGGCUGAAGCCACUUAUAUUUUACCACUUGAAGAACUUUUUCUUGGUAAAAACAGAAAAAGAUAGAGAAGAGGCAAUGGAUCCUGGAAGUGUUGGUUUCAACACAGGAGAGCCGCAGAUACAAUUAUAUUUCUUGUUGGGGCUUGUCUAUGCUGUGGUCACACCAUUUCUGCUUCCCUUCAUUUUGGUCUUCUUUGGCCUGGCAUAUGUAGUAUAUCGUCAUCAGAUUAUAAAUGUAUAUAAUCAGGAGUAUGAAAGUGCAGCAGCAUUCUGGCCAGAUGUUCAUGGACGUAUAAUUUUUGCUCUGUGCUUCUCUCAAUUAUCUCUACUGGGCUUGCUAAGUACAAAACAUGCUGCUCAGUCGGCCCCUUUCCUGAUUGCCCUUCCAGUACUGACCAUCUCAUUUCACUUAUUCUGCAAAGGACGUUAUGAGCCAGCUUUCACCAAAUAUCCUAUACAGGAAGCGAGGAUGAGAGAUACUUUGGAACAAGCAAGAGAACCGAACUUUAAUCUGAAAGGCUACCUUCAAAAUGCUUAUGUGCAUCCUGUUUUCAAAGGUGACGAUGAGGACGAAGAUGAGGACUUCAUGAACAAACUGGAGACUGAUAGCGUGAUUGUCCCCACAAAACGCCAUUCAAGAUUAAAUACACCAGUGCCCAGCAAAGUCAGCGCUGGCUCGUCUCCAUCACUUCCUGAUGCAGUUAUUCAUGAACAUUAAACAACAUAGAAUGUUAGGUUGGAAUAUUUCACUACUUUUUGCAUGAGAGUUCGAUCGUGGAGCUUCAACGUUAGCAAUGGCACAGAGGCCACUUUAAAUGGCAUAUUCGAGCUGGCUGUAGCUAUGGUUUACUUAGACCAUUGGCAUUGAAGUUCAGUGAAGAGUUGAAUGUACAACAAGACUGUAAAGAACUCCACUCUCAAUCAUUUAAGGUAAUUAAUAGGUGUAGCAUUAGAAGUUUUUGUACACUUGAGAAUGUUCAUAUUUUUAGCACUUGCUGGUUGUUUAAUACGGGGAUCUUGUAUACAAGCUUUGCAGGGGAAGUAUUUUUUUUCUUUUUUUCUAAUUGAUCCUAGUUAAAAAGAAACAAAAUCGGAUUUCUUGUU